GGUUCCUUUGUGGCUGUCCGUUGCCGUGGAGACCAAGGCGAGGGCAACCAGGAGAAGCCAAACUUGGUCAACCCUUUGGAAUCGCGCAGGAGUCCCGGCGUGUUAGUCGUGCUCAUGGCGCUCUACGAGCUCUUCUCUCACCCGGCCGAGCGCAGCUACCGUGCGGGGCUCUGCUCUAAGGCCGCGCUGUUCCUGCUGCUGGCCGCCGUGCUCACCUACAUCCCGCCGCUGCUAGUGGCCUUCCGGAGCCACGGUACGACUAGAGAAGAAGACAGAAAUGAAGACGGGAAGAUGGACUUGUUGCAUUUUAAACUGGAGCUUCCCCUGCAGUCCACUGAGCACGUCCUCGGAGUACAGCUCAUCCUGAUCUUCUCUUACCAGCUGCAUAGGAUGUCCACGUUCGUGAUGCAGAGCAUGGCCCUUCUCCAGUCCUCCUGCGUGGUGCCCGGGGCCCAGCUUUAUGUGAACGGAGACCUGAGGCUGCAGCAGAGGCAACCGCUGAGCUACAGCGGCCUGGACGUCAGAUACAACGUGUCUGUGAUCGACGGGACCAGCCCUUUUGCCUACGACUACGACCUCACCCACAUUGUGGCUGCCUACCAGGAAAGGAACGUCACGACGGUCCUGAGCAACCCCAACCCCAUCUGGCUGGUGGGCAGGGCGGCGGAAGCGCCCUUUGUGGUUAGAGCUGUCAUCCGCUACCCUGUGGAGGUCAUCUCUUACCAGCCAGGAUUCUGGGAGAUGAUCAAGUUUGCCUGGGUUCAGUACGUCAGCAUCUUGCUCGUCUUCCUCUGGGUGUUUGAAAGAAUCAAAAUAUUUGUGUUUCAAAAUCAAGUGGUGACCACGAUCCCUGUGCCAGCUGUGUCGCAGGGAGACUUGUAUAAGGAGCACUUAUCCUGAGGAGACGGUUCUGAAGACUCCGCAGGCCCCUGGCUCCCUCACUGUUGUCAUGUGGAGAGUGGACACCUGCAGGUUGUGCAGUUUGCCCCUCAAAGACAGCUCUUCCCACUUUUGCUCUACACAAAUUCUGCAUCCACCAAGCGCCAGCAAAAAUCACUGGGCACUGGUUUGUGGGAACAUCAGAGGGCUCACGGAAGCUAUCAUUUGUUGCUUUUGUGUGUUUGUUUGCCUUGCCCUUGAAUUUCAAGAGAGCCUUCCAGUCAGUUCAGGCAUCUUGGAAGGAGUCCCAUUUCUGGUCAAGCAGACAUGGUUGCUCUUUUGAACUGGAAGCGCCUCUUCUCCCUAUUAUAAUCCACUUUGACUCUUUUCUUUAGGCCUCUCAUGAUGAAUAUUCAAAUCCCUGGCAGUUUUGACUCUUGGGGAUCUACAGUUCCCUCUCAGAGCUCUGAUUCCCAGACGGAGGCCUUCAUUGGGUGGGGCCCAAGAGCAGGCCCUGCAAACCCACGGUGGGCAGGGUGGCUGAGGACACCAGGACUGACCACCUGCCUUCAGGCCGACAGACAACAUCUGUCGCCAGCCCAGCUGAGCAGCCCUCGGUGCCUGCCUCUUGCGCUGCAUCUGCAGCCCUGGAAUGGCAGAUUGAGUCAGAAUUGCUGUUUCACUCAUCCCUCAGUGAUGGUGGGGGUGCGCAAGGGUUGUAACAACAGGUUCUUUCUCUCUGGCCCUCACCCAAAAGCUUGGACACUUGCCACCCCCCAUCCUCCUUCCUGAGAGGAUGCGGGCGACAGAGGAUCCUUUGUUGGUAUUGGCUCCCCUGCCUGACAGCCACGGGGUUUAUUUGGAGGGCUCACGUGAAGCCCAGCUACCUGCACUUUCCAUGACUAGGAACAAGAUGCCCAGCACAGGGACAGCUCGGGGGGACAAGAGGAGCAGGAGGGACUGAAGAGGCUGCUGGGCCAGGCAUGGCAGCCUGGCCAUUAGCAAGAAGACCAGCAGUCCAGCUGCUAGACAACCCUCUUGGCUGGGCAGGUGUCUGCAGGGUGAGAGGCAGCUAGAAGGGACUUACGCUGCAUGCGGAAGACAUUGGUUAUUCAGCCCAUCCCCACCCUGGGCAAGCACUGCAGCCUCCUCAAAGGCCAGAUGGGUCUGAUUUAUAGUCCCCAGCAUGUCAUCAGACACAAUGGAGAGAUACACCCUCUGUGACUCAUGCUUCCUGCUCCCCCACAGACAUCCUUCAGUGUGUGCCUCAGUUUGCCUCGGGAUCCAGUUCCUAAUUCCAAAGCACCUUUUCUUUCAGGCUGACCAAAAUAAGAGGGUUUUUUUGUUGCUGUUUGGUUGUGUUUGUUUGUUUGUUUUUUGAGAAACAGCCUUGCUACAUAAUUCACACCAGCCUUGGCUAUGUACUUCAGGUUGGCCUUGAACUCACUUUGUAACCCAGGCUAUCCUCACAUUCAAGCGGUCUUGCCUCAGCCUAUUGGUGCUGGGAUUACAGGCAUGCACCACCAUGCCAGUCUUAAUUAACCUUUCUCUCUUGCUGACACCCAAAGUUAAAGAAGAGAAGGUUUAGCUCAGUUUGUAGAGGUCUCAGUCCAUAAUCAGCCGGCUCCAAGGCAGGGUGUCUUGGCAGAGGGCAUCUCAGAGGAGAGCAAUUCGCGGCGGGGGACGGGCAGAAAACGGCAAAAGCCACCAAGAGAGGGACCUUAACAGCGUCCUUCUGUGUCUUUUAUCUUAGGGCGGGUAGCACUCACAUUAAUCCUAGUAUCUUUGACCCUAGCAUUGUACUUUGAAUUAAUCCCAGCGUCCCACACAAGAUCCGGUACAUUUGAAAAAGCCCCACUUGUGACCACAUGGGACGUCUAAACACAAAUCGUAACAAUGACUGUCACCAAAAUAAGAGUUUUAGAAAUAAUACUUUGAAAUACUCAGGCAGAAAAAUCCCCUUACUCUAGUCCCUCUGACUUUUACUAUUUAGGUCCAUUUAGACACCUACUUAUCGCUUCUCGGCCUUCUGGCUAAGAUCAAGUGUAGAUGCCUACAUUUUUUUUCUUGAGAUUUAAAUGAAAACUGGUUUCUGGCUUAAGUGUCUAAAAGAUAACAAGAUAUGGGAGGGUGGCUAAAGAUAAGUGUUUGUUUUACACUUUACUGUUCUAAUGCAAAAUUUGUAUAGAGAACCCAUAAUGUUUUAUAACUUUCUAAUUAAAAUGUC
Messenger RNA from Fukomys damarensis (Damara mole-rat), 3106 nucleotides. It is a transcript of the gene Tmem231, whose product is annotated as transmembrane protein 231. Lineage: Eukaryota; Metazoa; Chordata; Mammalia; Rodentia; Bathyergidae. Gene Ontology annotation, biological process: regulation of protein localization; cilium assembly. Bases 115 to 900 code for a protein of 261 amino acids. The transcript has 6 exons. The record is from RefSeq and is a predicted model, not a curated record. Gene Ontology annotation, cellular component: ciliary membrane; ciliary transition zone.